Molecule: messenger RNA, 2593 nt
Organism: Moneuplotes crassus
Lineage: Eukaryota; Ciliophora; Spirotrichea; Euplotida; Euplotidae
Source: the annotation of a GenBank genome assembly
CUCUAACAUGGGAAUUUCGAAGAAGAAGUUUAAAGUGUGCAGGAAGAUGAACCCUAAGUUUUUGCUGAACUCGGUCAAGCCACAGAUAACUCCUGAUAAUGAGUACCUGAUCGUAGCAAAAGAUACCAAGUUAUUGAUUUAUAACAUAAAUACAGGAUUUUGUGUAGCCAAAUGUGUAGUAGACUUCUCCAUCAAGCAAAAGACUGGAUACGUCAAGGGAUUCAGUGUCUAUGGAGACGGAGACAAGAUUAUAGCAGGGUACAAGAAAGGCUUCAUCGUUGUGUGGGAUAUCAGCAAGAUCCUAGAGCCUGGUAUUGAGAAUUUUGUGUCGUUUGAUCAUGAUAUUGAUAAUAUUGUCAUCAAUUCUGAGAGUAAACACGCUAUAGUUGUAAAUAGAGCUCAGAAAAUUGUGAAGAGCUUUGAUAUUCUUAAUAACUUCUCACUCGCUUCAGAGAUCACCAAUGAUGCACUUGCUAACUACAGAGGCUCUAUCACUUGCUCAGGAGACAGCAAAUACUUCGCAUUCAUUACUCAAAGGAUCAUCACAGUCAUUGAUUUGGAAAAUAAGGACUGAAAACAAUUCAGAGCAAACUUCAAUUUGACCACUAUUAAGAUGCAGUCAGAAGGAAAAUACUUAGUCGUUGGAGAUUGUGUAGGGAAAAUCCAUCAUUACUAUGACUUCUUCAAUGAGCACGGACCUACAAUUUCGUCGAGACACUGGCAUUCCAAUAGAGUCAAUGUCUUAGAGUUCACUAAAGACAACGCUUUCCUUCUCUCAGGAGGUAAAGAAGCUGUUCUUGUUCUUUGGCACCAAGUCACACAGGAGAAUAGUUUUGUGUCCAGAAUUGGAAACCAAAUCGUCAACCUCUCUACCAGUGAUGAUGGAACUCUUUUCGCAGUUUCAAUGUCUGACAACUCGAUUAAAAUUAUCAGAGCUCAAAACUAUGAGAUCGUGCAUCACUUUAGAGGACUUAUAGUUGAGCCUGGUAACACAAAAUUUAUCCAAAACAAUACUAAGAAUAGCUCGAACAAGGAUUUGAUCUUUUACGGAAACACUGCUUGCCCAUCAACCCUACAAGUAUACGAUUCCGUACUGAAAAGAGUGUCUGGGGUGCAUUCUUCCUUGAACAGAAAUUAUGUCUCAAAUUCCUUUGGUGGAAACAACAGCCAAUACCAGAUCAAAGACUGUAUUUUCUCUUCCACUGGUGAAGAAAUGAUCACGUAUGAACAAUUAAACCAAUGCUCCAGUCCAAAUGAUGAAGCCCAGCUGAACACUGAUAUUAACCUCAAAACCCUUAAGUUCUGGAAGGUCUACUCUGAUGGAACUUUUGGGUUAGAAGCUGAAGUCCCUGAUCCACAUUUCUCCUCAGGUAACGAAAACUGGAUGCUCAAGGCAAAUACUUCAGCAAGCACACAGAACAAAGUUUAUACAGCCAGUGGAAAUGAGCUCAAAAUAUGGCAGAAAAAGAAAGGGCAAUCCUUCGAACUUCUUUGUACACUAAAGUACAAGGACAUUCUUGACGAGACCUUUAUUCCACAACUUCAGGAUAAUAAUUCUGGGUCUGAAUCUGAGGCCACUGAGGAUUCAAAGCACUUGGAAACCCUUACUAAGGUGAUCAAUAAGGGAGACAUCAGAGGGUUCCAGCCUGAUUUCAUCUACAAAGAAAAGGAUUCAGGCCUCUGUGUGGUCUAUGACGACUACAUCACCAUCUGGGAUGAGAAGACUUAUGCCUUAAUCUCCCAAUACAAACUUAAAAAGCCUACUGAUUACGUUAUCCACAAGGUAGUGUUUGACGGCAAGGGAAGAAGACUGGCCCUCCACACAUCAAUUGGUCUCAAAGUGAUAGAUGUUGAACUCCAACAAGAGAUUUGGAAACUUGAUUUCACAUCUAUAAAAAUGAUCGAAAGUAGCCAAGCUAUUAAUUCUCAGUUCUUUAUCACCAUGAAUUCAGAAGAUGUUGAUGGAGGAAUCACAGAUGCACUGUUGAUCUUUAGCUUUAGGACUGACAAGCCACUAAAAAUCAUUAAAUUCCCAGCGAUUGAUAGUAUUUCUUAUGGAAAAUAUGUUAACUUGAACAACCUAGAUUCCCCUUCAAUCUGUAUCCUGACUUCCAAAGGUUUUAUCCAGUACAUCAACUGUAUGAAGAGAGGUGAGAAUGAAUCCCAGACUAGAAUUGAGCUAAUCAAGAGAGAAAGCUCUUUCCACAGUCCAGAUAUCACUCCUAUGAUUAACUUUGGUGACCUUGAUGAGGAGCUUGAAGACUUCAAACUCGAUGAAAGAACAAAGAUCAGCACUGCCAAGACCAAGAAUAAUUAUGACGCUAUGUCCAAGGCUAGCGAUAUGUACUUCAGCAAAGCAAAAAUCUUCACAAAUAAUGUUUCAGAGUCACUCAAUGAAUACUUUUCUACUAUUCUUAAGCCUAGAACUAAAGAAGAUGCUAGUGAAGAUUAUGAUUUAGAGAUGACUGAUAUUGCAAAGGAUCAUAUAGAUACAUCUGCUAAAGAUUCUCUCGAGUUUAGAACCGAUCACUUAGAGUCCCAGUUCGACGAAGUCCUUAAAAGAGUGUUCAAGUAAAUCCUUCAAUAUCCAACA